This is a messenger RNA of Solea solea (common sole), 8217 nucleotides long. It is a transcript of the gene dop1a, whose product is annotated as DOP1 leucine zipper like protein A. The transcript has 38 exons. The coding region runs from base 435 to 7913 and encodes 2492 amino acids. The record is from RefSeq and is a predicted model, not a curated record. Gene Ontology annotation, cellular component: endosome; trans-Golgi network. Gene Ontology annotation, biological process: Golgi to endosome transport. NCBI's taxonomy places the organism in Eukaryota, Metazoa, Chordata, Actinopteri, Pleuronectiformes, Soleidae.
UGGACGCUGUGGUUGGUUGGACUGUAGGAGGCUAAAGCUGCAGUGCUGCAUCUACCAGACGUCUCUCGCCCCACGAGCUAAUGAUGCGCCCGUCUCUGUUUAUUAACUCCUAGCACAUUGACAAGUAACAACAUGUAGAAUGUAAUCGACUAUUGUCUGUUUCCAACGCCUUCCCGUUAAAGGAAACGGACUUGUGUGAAUGAGAGGGCUGACAAUAGCAGCAGAGUCGGGGCCCUGAAUCUCCAUCAUUAGAACAACCUGCUACCAACGUUAGCAAGCUGCCAUAUAAGACAUAUUAUUUUCGUUGUCAGCCGGUUUUAACGCUUCCAGUCGGUAACAUGGAUGAAUGACAUUGGCUGAGUUGUGUCGUAUCACGGUGUGAUGUAUAUAUGUGUCCGCUGUGUUUUACAUUAGCAUAAAAACCACACAGGAGAAUGAAUGCAGAGGAAGUGGAGCUGCUCGGUGACUCCAAGUACAGGAACUAUGUGGCAGCAGUGGACAAAGCCCUCAAGAACUUUGAGUACUCCAGUGAGUGGGCAGAUCUCAUCUCUGCACUGGGGAAACUUAACAAGGUUUUGCAGAACAAUGCAAAAUAUCAAGUUGUUCCCAAGAAGCUGACGAUAGGUAAAAGGCUGGCUCAAUGUCUCCACCCCGCUCUACCCAGCGGGGUCCACCGCAAAGCUUUGGAGACCUACGAGAUCAUCUUCAAGAUCAUUGGCCCCAAGAGGCUAGCCAAAGAUCUCUUUCUGUACAGCGCUGGGCUCUUCCCUUUACUCUCCAAUGCUGCUAUGUCUGUGAAGCCUGUGCUGCUUGGGCUCUAUGAGACCUACUACCUGCCCCUGGGGAAGACUCUGAAACCAGGCCUACAGGGGCUUCUGACUGGGGUCCUGCCUGGUCUGGAGGAGGGCUCGGAAUACUAUGACAGAACCAACACCCUGUUGGAAAAGGUGGCUGCAGCGGUGGAGCAGUCGGCCUUCUACAGUGCCUUGUGGGGCAGCAUCCUGACCAGCCCUGCUGUGCGUCUCCCCGGCAUCUCCUUUGUUCUCCUGCACCUCAAUCGCAAACUCUCCAUGGAGGACCAACUCUAUGUCAUAGGCAGUGACAUUGAGCUCAUGGUGGAGGCGGUCAGUACCUCAGUCCAGGACUCCAGUGUGUUGGUGCAGAGGAGCACUCUGGACCUGAUCCUCUUCUGCUUCCCCUUCCACAUGAGCCAAGCGACUCGUCCUGACAUGAUUCGGAUCCUUUCCGCAGCUUUGCAUGUGGUUUUGAGAAGAGACAUGUCCCUGAACCGCAGACUCUAUGCCUGGCUCCUGGGCUUUGAUAACACUGGGGUAAAAACAGGCCCCCGCAGCACUCGACAGAGCAACCCAGAGGAGCAUGCUAGCCACUACUUUAACACCUUCUCCAAGGACAUGCUGGUCCAGGCAAUGAUAGGGAUCUUGCAGGGCAAGGCCCGAGGUGGGGAAGAGGAGAGCAUCCUCAUGCACGACCUCAAACCUUUUCGCAUCCUCAUCAGUUUGCUGGACAAACCUGAGCUCGGUCCCGCAAUCCUCGAGGAUGUUUUGAUUGAGGUUUUUCGGACCCUGUACACACAGUGCCGAACAGAGCUGGACCUCCAAAACCAGAGUCCAUUCAGUAAAGACCAUACACACCUUAGCAGCAAAUUACGGGAGAACAAGAAAACAGCAGAACUGAUUAAAACUGCCAAUCUCCUGUUCAACUCGUUUGAGCCGUACUACAUGUGGGACUACAUCGCUCGCUGGUUUGAGGAGUGCUGCAGGAGGACGCUGAACAGCAGCACAGGAGCACAGCGGCAUUCUGGGAGUAUAGAUUCUCCUGAGCUUUCUCUGGUGGAGUUCUGUCAGCUGGUUGAUUUUCUACUGGAUAUUGUUUCCUUGCCUACUAGAAGCAUGAGGGUAAUCUGCCAGGAGACAUACAUAGAGAUUCAAACAGAGCAUCUUCCUCAGCUGCUGCUGCGCAUGGUAGCAGCUCUGACCUGCCACCUGCAGACUCUGUGCCUCGGGGAGCUCACCCACUGCCUUCGCCUCUGCUCCAAGAUCCUCAGCAAAGUGCAGCCACCUCUGGUGUCCCCUCUGUCCCUGCCCUCACGCUCCCAGGCUCAAAGUCAUUCUAAGUCCACUGACAACUUCUCGAUAUCAGCCAAAGAUAAAUGCAAAGACGCGGACGACAAACGGGCUCUCCCUGUUGCUAUGGAGCUGCCUGGCAGUGGGGAUGUUUUUGAAGAUGGAGAAAAUCCCCGCAGCAGUCGCUCCUCAGAAGGUGGCUUCACAGACUUUGUUCAGUACCAGCAUGACGGACCACAGGAAACGGAAGGAAUCCCCCAUUUUAAUUCAGCGGUCAAAGCAGGCUGUCGCUCCUCAGGCUUAUCUCAGUCUCUGGACAAACCAGUCAUGCAGCGCUGCCUGGAGCACUUCCAGCAGUUUCUCUCCCGACUCAUCACCUUGUAUAUAACCACUGGGCAUGUGGACAGAGCUGAGGGUGAAAGAACUGAGGUCAUGCAGUCGGGGCCGCUGGUCGUAGAAGGUUCCCAACACUGCAAUUGUCCUGAAUCAUGCUCAGAACCUGGCUCGGUGCAGAGGGAGUGUGUUGCUGCCUUCACUGCUGCCUGUCAGCUGUUCCUGGAAUGCUCCAGCUUCCCAGUCUACAUCGCGGAGGGUAACCUCAAGUCCUCACCCACACAGGAGGAGCAGUUUGACAGUGAGCAGGUUCGUCUGCCAGUGUGGCUACAGUCACUAAUGGAUGCCUGCUGCCUGGCCAGUGACUUCAGCUUGCAGGGCACCGCCAUCUCCCUGCUCAUGGACCUAAUAGGACUCACCCAGUCAGUUGCGAUGGUAUCAGCGGAGAGUGUGGCAUCUGCUGACAACUCAGAGAUGCCCCAGCCCAAGAGCCCAAGCCAGGGUCGAGUAGCUGUCGUCAUCAGGCCACCGCUCACUCAGGGAAUCCUCAAGUACAUCGCUGACAAGACUGACUUCUUCAAGAGUGUAGCUUUGAUCUUGUGGGACCAGUUGAGUGAAGGAACACCUCAGCACCAUCAACGCAGUGUGGAGCUUUUCUACCAGCUCCACAACCUGGUGCCUUCCUCCAGCAUCUGUGAGGACGUCAUCAGUCAGCAACUUAUGCACAGAGACAAGAGAAUUCGAUUGGAGGCCCAUGUGAAGUUUUCUGUGCUAUGGCAUUUGACAAGAGAUUUGAACAUCACCAAGUCCUCUCCCUUUAGUCGCACAUUUGACAGAUCUUUAUUUAUCAUGCUGGACUGUCUGAGUUAUUGGGAUCCAUGUACGAGCGCUGUUGGUCGUGCUUGGCUGAAUCAGGUCCUUCAGAGACAUGACAUUGCUCGGGUCCUUGAGCCACUUCUGCUGCUUCUGCUCCACCCCAAGACCCACCGAGUGUCAAUUCAGAGGGUACAAGCCCAGCGGCACUGGGCCCAGGUCUUUCCAGAUGUACCAGAACAGGAACCAUCAGAAACCAUCUACAACAGGGACUCUGGUUUCUUGGACAACUUCAGUCAGUUCCACGGGGAGAGGAUUACUCAAGAGGAGCUUCAACGUCAGGCGAUGGGCAACAUGGAGCCAUUCUGUCUGAUUGUCAACCCACUGAGUGAUAGCUUGUCUUUGCUGAGUCUGAGCAGUGAAAACAUACUGGCUGGUGAAUGUCAGCCCACUGACCAGCAGGGGGAUCCCCAGAGCUCAGAGUCUUCUCGUUCUCAUUCAUCGACAGUGGAAAAUGGCAGCUUUGAGGACCCAGUCAAUGGCUCAGACCAACAGCCUGGGUCCUCAGAUGAUAUGUCAAACGACUCCAUAGAAGAGGUUGUGUCCUCUGUUAUAAAAGAGCUAAUAGAUAGGGUUCUGAGUUUAGCAGAUGAGGAAUCUCUUGAAGUGCCAUCUCCACUUGAGAACUGGCCACAGACUGACACAGAUAGCACUUCCUCAGAUAUCUCAACCGGUGCUGUUGACUGUGCACCUCCUCCCAGCUCCACCCACCAGACUUUGCCGGAGAUUCUGGCUGGAGGAACACUGGAGUUCCUCUCUGUCACACAGGCUGAUUUGUUGGCAGAGGAGCAGCACAAAGAGGGCAUCACUCGUCAUAGUUCAUCUCCGUCAAUCAUCACUCUGCCAGACGGCUCAGACCCAAACACUCCAGACCACAACCUGCAGGUAGAUGACCCUCAGGCCCGUAAACGUAGCCACAGCAGCACUCAGCUCAGUCUGAAAGGGAAGAUCAUGGAGAGGCUGGCUGACAAGUCUCCAGGGGCAAAGCCCAAGCUCAAGAAGGCCAAGAGGAAAGAGGAGGAGAGGCUUAGGAAAGCAGCAAUUCAAGCUGAAAAACUGAAGCCACCUAGUAUUUUCUUUGGAGACAGCCUGGAUCUAGAGAACUGGUACAGUUGUGGGGAAGGCGAGGUGUCAGAGAUUGAGAGCGACACAGGCUCACCCAGUGGUGGGCCUGCUGGGAAUGUUGGGGGUGUCAGUGUCCCUGGACGCAGAUCAUCCUCUGCCCCACCUCGUUUUAACAUUCAUCCUCUCUAUCAGCAUGUCCUGCUCUACCUCCAGCUGUAUGACUCCUCCCGGGCCCUGCACGCCCUGUCAGCCAUCGCAGCCAUGUUGAAAGCUGCACCCUCAGGGUUUGUAAGUGCCAUCUCUACCACCAGCAUCAAUAACACCUACACUCCACAGCUCUCCUUGCUCCAAAACCUCCUAGCACGUCACAGAAUCUCUGUCAUGGGCAAAGACUUUUACUGCUCCAUCCCCCAGGACUCCCACUCCCACUCUUUUCGCAGCGCCAUGUACCUGGAGAUCAUAAUCUCGCUUUGUCUUUAUUAUCUAAGAAGCUAUUACUCUGCCCACCUGGCAUCAGGCCCUCAGGACUUGGCAGGGAACCGAGCCAUGCAACUCACCAGUGUUGAGGUGUUAGCCGUGCUCUUCAGUGAGCUUGGCAAAGUCACGGGCGGUUCAGCUAAGGGCUUUGCUAGUUUCAUUAGUGACGUCCUCUUCAAGUGCAAAGUUCAAAAGGUGGUGCUCCAUUGCCUCCUCUCCUCCAUAUUCAGUGCCCAGAAAUGGCACGAGCAGCGCAUGGCAGGUGUCAACAUGGCCACAGUGGAGGAGGGUCUGUCAGAAGACAGUGUGAUCAACCUGUCGGAGGACCAGAUCGACAGCUGUAGUGCAGUCCAGUCACAGUUGUUAAGACUGUUGCAGAGCCUCGUUGUACUUGAGCACAAAGUCCUGGGGCCAGCUGAUGAGGGAGGUGAAGGAGGACCAAUGGGAGCAGGGACAGGAGUUGGAGGGACAGGUGGCACUGCAGGGACAGGGUUUGAGACUCUUGUUGCGGAAGUGGAGCAUGUCAACCCUCAGCAGCCCAUGACAUCGCUGCAAUACCUCCACGGACAGCCAAUCACCGCGCAGGGUAUGUUCCUGUGUGCAGUGAUCAGGGCGCUUCAUCAGCACCAUGCAUGCAAGAUGCACCCACAGUGGAUCGGGCUCAUAACAGCCACCCUACCGUACAUGGGGAGGGUGCUGAAGAGGGUGGUGGCCUCCGUCACACUACAGUUGUGCAGGAACCUUGACGACCUACUUCAGCAGUACCGCUAUGAGACUGGGAUAACUGACACUAGACCACAGUGGAUGGCUCUGUGCAUUCCUCCUGACCUGAUUCUGACGGUGCUGGAAGGCAUCACGUCCAUCAUCCACUACUGCCUGCUGGAUCCCACUUCCCAGUACCACCAGUUACAAGUGAGUGUCGACCAGAAGCACUUGGCUGAGGCCCGCUCAGGUAUCCUGUCCAUCCUCCACACCAUCAUGACUUCUGUCACCCUGCUGUGGAGCGUCCUCCACCAGGCUGACAACUCCGACAAACCAGCUGCUGCCUCCGCUGCCUCCACUUCAAACAUCAACCUGGGAUCCACAAAGAACCUGCGUCAGCAAAUUCUUGAGCUGCUGGGUCCAAUCUCCAUGAACCACGGUGCUCACUUCAUGGCAGCCAUCGCUUAUGUUUGGAAUGAGAGGAAACUGGUCAAGAUUCCAGUCCGGAAUAAGGUGAUCCCUGUAGCCAGCGAAGAACAGCUGCUGCUGGUUGAGCUGGUUCGCUCAGUGAGCGCCAUGCGCACCGAGACGGUCAUGCAGACGGUCAAAGAGGUUCUGAAACAGCCUCCUGCCAUCGCAAAGGACAAGAAGCAUCUUUCAUUGGAGGUCUGCAUGUUACAGUUCUUCUAUGCCUAUGUCCAGAGGAUUCCUGUGUCCAGUUUAGUCGAUAGCUGGCCGUCUCUGCUGGCACUGCUGAAGGACUCGGUACAGUUAGGGCUUCCUGCUCCGGGACAGUUUCUCAUAUUGGGAGUUCUGAAUGAGUUCAUUUUAAAGAACCCCAAUCUGGAGAGCAAGAAGGACCAGAGGGAGCUGCAGGACGUGACCCAUAAAGUUGUUGAAGCCAUCGGGACAAUUGCGGGCUCCUCUCUGGAGCAAACCACAUGGUUGAGGAGAAACCUGGAGGUGAAACCUUCUCCUCAGAUAGUUGUAGAUGGAAACAACCUGGAAGCUGAUGUAGAAGAUUUAAUGCUCACAGUGAUGGAGGCCUCCAACUUUACUCCAUCUGUGUACAGCGUUCACGCCCUCACGCUCUUGGCUGAGGUGCUGGCUCAUCUGUUGGACAUGGUGUUCUACAGCGAUGAGAAGGAGAGGGUGAUCCCGCUGCUGGUCAAUAUCAUGCACUAUGUCGUGCCUUACCUCCGCAACCACAGUGCACACAACGCCCCCAGCUACCGGGCCUGCAUCCAACUGUUAAGCAGCCUCAGUGGGUACCAGUACACCCGCCGCGCCUGGAAGAAGGAGGCCUUCGACCUCUUCAUGGACCACACCUUCUUCCAGAUGGACUCCUCCUGCGUCAGUCACUGGAGAGCCAUCAUUGACCACCUGAUGACUCAUGACAAGACUACAUUCAGAGACCUCAUGACCCGGGUGGCUGUAGCCCAGAGCAGCUCUCUGAGUCUGUUCACCAACAGAGAUGCUGAGCUGGAACAGAGGGCUAUGCUGCUCAAACGCCUCGCCUUCACCAUCUACAGCAGUGAAGUGGACCAGUACCAAAAAUACCUGCCAGACAUACAAGAGCGUCUGGUGGAGAGCCUGCGUCUUCCUCAGGUGCCCAUCCUCCAUGCUCAGGUGUUCCUGUUCUUCAGGGUGCUGCUACUGCGUAUCUCACCGCAACACCUCACCUCCCUGUGGCCCACAAUGAUCACAGAACUGGUUCAAGUGUUUCUCCUGAUGGAGCAGGAGUUAACAGCAGAUGAGGACAUAUCAAGGACGUCAGGGCCAUCUGUCGCUGGGUUGGAAACCACCUACUCUGGAGGGAAUGGCUUCUCCACCUCUUACAACAGCCAGCGUUGGCUCAACCUCUAUCUGUCUGCCUGCAAACUCCUGGAUCUGGCCUUGGCUCUGCCUCCUGAGAGCCUGCCUCAGUUCCAGAUGUACCGCUGGGCCUUCAUUCCAGAGGCUUCGGACGAUUCCGGGUUGGAAGUGAGACGUCAGGGGACUCAUCAGAGGGAGUUUAAGCCCUACGUAGUCCGACUGGUAAAGCUGCUGAGGAAACGGGCCAAGAAAAACCCAGAGGAGGACUGCUCCACCCGAACCCUGUCCUGGGAGCCAGGUCACCUAAUGCUGACCCUGUACGUGAUCCGCAGCAUGGAGCAACUGCUGCCGUUCUUCAAUCUGCUCAGCCAAGUGUUCAACAGCAAGGCCAGCAGCCGCUCAGGGCCUUCCUACAGCCACAACUUAGCCACAGACUCCUCCUCCUUCCGUGGCCACAAGGAGGACCACAAACUGGAGAGCCAGAAAGUGUUCUGGAGUCGAGCUCGACAGAACAUCGAGGAGAUGGUGGAGAAAGACUUUUUAGAGGGACUUAUCAAGACAUGAGAACGUAAAGAAAGAGAGCGGAACAUGGGAAUUAACACACCACUGAUUAGCACUAGUGAAAAUCCUCAACCUGUACAUAACAGAACAAGGGAAUACAAGUUGGGAAAAUAGUUUGUACAUUUUUUUAUGAUAAUGAUUAUUUACUUUUCAAAGGCUAUUGUAUUUAAUUUUAAUUAUUUGUAUAUAUGGAGCAGCUAUGAGGACUGACUUUUAACCUUUCAUGUGAAUUCUUUUGGGACAGAGUGAAGAUGCUGUGCCAUUCCAUAUUGAUGUGACUUAAUAAAGAUUUAUAAUGUGAUGUUUA